CUCUGUAUUUCUGUAUUUAACAAAGUUUUGAAGUGGUUUGAGUGCAAUACGGUUGUGAAUGUUAUUGAAGUGUUAAAAUGAAGGUGACAGCAUUGUUUCUGCUGGUGGCUGCAACUUCUCUAGUAGAAUGCAAGCGGUACCGCAGUGACUACGUGGACUACCCGGACGCCGGCGGCUGGCUCAAGCUGCACCGUAUACCUGCUAACUGGAAUGACGCCCGUCUACGGUGCCAUCUCGAAGGAGGCACCCUGGCGUCUCCGCUGACUCAAAAGAUGUCCGAUGUGUUAAAAAGCUUCGUGGAAGACAACGUACUCGGCUGCGGCAUCUUCACCGGCAUCCACGCCACCUUCUCUAGAGGAGACUUCGCAUCCAUUGAGGGAGUCCCCUUGGAGAGGAUCCCUCACCACUGGGCUUCUGGUGAGCCUGACAAUGACCAGGAUUCGGAGCAGUGCAUCCUGCAGCUGAAGGAUGGUUCGCUGGCUGAUGUCAGGUGUAAUGAAACUUACCCGUACAUCUGCUAUCGCAAGUACACCAACCAGAUGACAAACGCCUGCGGCACUUUUGACAAUGAGUACCAGCUUGACGCGCGCACGGGCAGCUGCUACAAGUUCCACCUGGUGCCGCGCACGUGGUCGCGCGCGCACAUGGCCUGCACGGCGGAGGGCGGCCAUUUAGCCGUCAUCAACAGCGGCGCCGAAGCCAAGGUCCUGGAGGAGCUGUUCGCGAAGAACCCGGUCGGCAAGCUACAGUCCCGAGCGCCGUUUGGCAAGGACAUCGUCUUUAUUGGCUUCCAUGACUGGAACGAGCAUGGAGAAUGGCUCACCGUCCAAGGGCAAACUCUAGAGCAGGCGGGCUACGCGCGCUGGUCGGGCGGGCAGCCAGAUAACUCGACCAGCAACGAGCACCGCGGGCAGUUCUGCGGCGGGAUCUUCCGCUCUGCUCAGCUGGAUGAUCUGUGGUGUGGGUUGCCGUAUCAUUUCAUCUGUGAGAAGGCCCCUGACAGUCUGCUGUCGGAUGAACAAUAGAACCAACACAAAACAAGCACUACCUCCACAUCACUUCAUCUUGAGAAGGCACCCGACAGCUUUCUGUGCGAUGAACAGUAAAACCAACGCAAUAACACGAGUCGAAGUCCUUUAUGUCUUCUCCGCAAGAGAACUCGGAUUCUAUUUUAUUUUAUUUUUAUUUAACUUUUUUAUAAAAUUGACACAGUCGCUGCUUAACAGAAAAGCAAAAUGGGCAAGAUGUUUAAAAAGAUCAAUACAUUACAU
Cydia strobilella is the source of this 1271-nucleotide messenger RNA. RefSeq names its product hemolymph lipopolysaccharide-binding protein-like. The record is from RefSeq and is a predicted model, not a curated record. NCBI's taxonomy places the organism in Eukaryota, Metazoa, Arthropoda, Insecta, Lepidoptera, Tortricidae. Gene Ontology annotation, molecular function: signaling receptor activity. The coding region runs from base 78 to 1025 and encodes 315 amino acids. The transcript is spliced from 7 exons.